CCCACAAUAAGAUAGAUUUAAAGAGUGUUAUGAAUGAAAAUGUCCACGAAACAGGAUAACGUUUAACCCUUUCAUAGUUGGGUUUGGCUCUCUUAUCUGAUGGUAUGUUAAUUGGUAAAAAGAAAAACAAGAAUUUGGAUACAAUCGGAGGGAGUUAAAGAAGUACACAUUGAAAAGUUAAUUCAGUGUGAGGGUGUAAAAAACUGACGUUGAACUAGCUGAAGCAAUCCUGAAUUAUCAGAGGAGGAUUAUGACAGUCAACUCUCAGAUCAUUGUCAAAAGACCAGUUGGGGGUAAGAUUGAUCUGAUACUGGAGCUGACUAAGUGUAGAAUGAAGGAAGAGCCGGACACUUGCGAGUUCAACUCUCGACACAGAGUGGUACUCGACUGUCAGCAACUCCACGAUCAGAACAAGAUGUGGUCGGAAUUUGUCCAACACAUCACCAACCUGUCUGACCAGUGCCCUGUAUCUCCUGGAGAAUACAACAUGACAGAUGCACCAGUAUCUCUCCGGAACAUGGAUCGCUUGCCUCUUGGAUUCGGUUACUGGAAAAUCAAUGCAAACGGGAUUAUUAAGAAAAAAUUAAUUUUCUGUAUUGUGGCUGAAUUGAACAUUGAAAUACAAAGAAUAAGAAAACAUAAAUAUUAAAUUGUA
Homalodisca vitripennis (glassy-winged sharpshooter) is the source of this 655-nucleotide messenger RNA. RefSeq lists its product as uncharacterized. The record is from RefSeq and is a predicted model, not a curated record. Bases 251 to 649 code for a protein of 132 amino acids. Lineage: Eukaryota; Metazoa; Arthropoda; Insecta; Hemiptera; Cicadellidae. The transcript has 4 exons.